Molecule: messenger RNA, 10486 nt
Organism: Cavia porcellus (domestic guinea pig)
Lineage: Eukaryota; Metazoa; Chordata; Mammalia; Rodentia; Caviidae
Gene: Arid1b
Product: AT-rich interaction domain 1B
Exons: 20
Coding region: 474-7643 (2389 amino acids)
Biological process (GO): positive regulation of DNA-templated transcription; chromatin remodeling; regulation of transcription by RNA polymerase II
Cellular component (GO): nucleoplasm; SWI/SNF complex; nBAF complex
Molecular function (GO): nucleosome binding; DNA binding
Source: RefSeq, a predicted model, not a curated record
GCCGGCGGCCGCGACACGCCGCCGUCUAGGGCCUGCUGCCCGGCCCGUGGGCCCACGAGGCUGCGCCGGCGCCCCGGGCCGAGUCCAGUCCGCGUUUUGCAAGUGCGCAAGAGUCAUCAGCGAGAAGUGGAUAAUAGUUGCUCCGGCUCGCACGGCUCCCUCUCAUGCCUUGCUGGGCCCGAUAGGCUCAGCCAGUCGUGUAUUUACCCAUAUCCGGGUUAGAGAGGAAAAGAGAAAAAAGUUUCAUUUAAACCUGAACCAAAAACUUUCACCAUGAAAGCACACAGCGGGAGCAGGCCCAGACCGUAAGGCGUGCCCCCGGCGCGGCUCUCGCGGGCCUGCGGAGGGGGAGGGGGUCGGCGCUUCCCGGAGGGCCGCGUGGAUGCGCACAGGAGGGGCCGCGCACUAAAAAAAAGUGGGGGUAUUGUUUCCCCCCGGCCCCCGCCCGGCCGCGCCACGCCGCGGUGGCGAUCAUGGCUGCGCGGGCAGCAGCGGCGGCGGCUGCGCGGGCGCGGGCAGGCAGCGGCGAGCGGCGGGCGCCCCCCGGGCCGCGGCCGGUGCCCGGGCCCCGGGACCUAGAGGCGGGGGCGCGCGGCGCGGCGGCGACUGCAACAGCGGCGGCAGCGGCUCCGGGACCCAUGCUGGGGGGCGGCGACGGCCCGAAUAAUGUGCACCACCACCCCCUGCUCCCCCGUCACGAACUGAACAUGGCCCAUAGCGCUAGCGCCGCGGCUGUCGCCGCCGCCGCCAGUACGAACAGCGCCAAAAGCGGCGGCUCCGAGGCGGCUCUCAAGGAGGGUGGAAGCGCCGCCGCGCUGUCCUCUUCCUCCGCGGUGGCGGUGGCGGUGGCGGCGGCGUCCGCGUCCUCUUCCUCCUCUUCAGGCUCGGGCUUGGCCAUGGAGACCGGGCUGCUCCCCAACCACAAACUGAAAGCCGUUGGCGAGGCCCCCGCCGCGCCGCCCCAUCACCACCACCAUGCCCACCACCACCACCACCACCAUGCCCACCACCUCCACCACCACCACGCACUACAGCAACAGCUAAACCAGUUCCAGCAGCAACAGCAGCAGCAGCAGCAACAGCAACAGCAGCAGCAUCAUCCCGUCUCCACCAGCAGCAGCCUGGGCGGCGCAGGCGGCGGCACGUCUCAGCCCAGCCCGGACAUGGAGCCACCGCAACAUGGAGGCGCCAAGGACAGUGCCGCGGGCGGCCAGGCCGACCCACCCGGCCAGCCUCUGCUGAGCAAGCCGGGCGACGAGGACGACGCGCCACCCAAGAUGGGGGAGUCGGCAGGCGGUCGCUACGAGCACCCCGGCCUGGGCGCGCAGCCGCCGCCGCCCGUCGCUGUGCCCGGGGGCGGCGGCGGCGGCGGCGGCGGCGGCGGCGGCGGCGGCCCGGCGGCCGUCUCGGAGUUUAAUCAUUACUAUGGAAGCACUGCCCCUGCUAGCGGCGGUCCCGGCGGCCGCGCUGGGCCUUGCUUUGAUCAACAUGGCGGACAACAAAGCCCCGGGAUGGGGAUGAUGCACUCCGCCUCAGCCGCCGCCGGGACCGCCGGCAGCAUGGACCCCCUGCAGAACUCCCACGAAGGGUACCCCAACAGCCAGUACAACCAUUAUCCGGGCUACAGCAGGCCCGGCGCGGGCGGCGGCGGCGGAGGAGGAGGUGGAGGAGGUGGUGGAGGAGGAGGAGGAGGAGGAGGAGGAGGAGGCAGCGGAGGAGGAGGAGGAGGAGGAGGAGGAGCAGCAGGAGCGGGAGCUGUGGCGGCGGCGGCCGCGGCGGCAGCAGCAGGAGGCGGCGGCGGCUAUGGGGGUUCGUCCUCGGGGUACGGGGUGCUGAGCUCCCCCCGGCAGCAGGGCGGCGGCAUGAUGAUGGGCCCCGGGGGCGGCGGGGCCGCAAGCCUCAGCAAGGCGGCCGGCGGCGCGGCAGCGGGGGGCUUCCAGCGCUUCGCCGGGCAGAACCAGCACCCGUCGGGGGCCACGCCGACCCUCAACCAGCUGCUCACCUCGCCCAGCCCCAUGAUGCGGAGCUACGGCGGCAGCUACCCGGACUACAGCAGCUCCAGCGCGCCGCCGCCGCCGCCGCCGCCGUCGCAGCCCCAGUCCCAGGCGGCGGCCGUGGCGGGCGCGGCGGGCGCGGCGGCGGCGGCGGCGGCGGGCGGCCAGCAGGCGGCCGCGGGCAUGGGCUUGGGCAAGGACUUGGGCGCCCAAUACGCCGCCGCCAGUCCGGCCUGGGCGACCGCGCAACAAAGGAGCCACCCGGCGAUGAGCCCCGGAACCCCCGGAGCGGCGCUGAGCAGAUCCCAGGGCAGUCCAAUGGACCCAAUGGUGAUGAAGAGACCUCAGUUGUAUGGGAUGGGCAGUAAUCCCCAUUCCCAGCCGCAACAAAGUAGUCCCUACCCAGGAGGCUCCUAUGGCCCCCCAGGUGCACAGCGGUACCCCCUCAGCAUACAGGGCCGGGCUCCAGGGGCCCUCGGAGGCAUGCAGUACCCUCAGCAGCAGAUGCCACCUCAGUAUGGACAACAAGGUGUGAGUGGUUACUGCCAACAAGGCCAACAGCCAUAUUACAACCAGCAGCCACAGCCCCCACAUCUACCACCCCAGGCACAGUAUCUGCCAUCCCCAUCCCAGCAGAGAUACCAGUCACAGCAGGACAUGUCUCAGGAAGGCUAUGGCUCUAGAUCUCAACCUCCCCUGGCCUCUGGAAAACCCAACCAUGAAACAGACUUGAAUUUAAUACAACAAGAAAGACCAUCAAGUUUACCAGACCUGUCUGGCUCCAUCGAUGACCUCCCCACAGGAACAGAAGCAACAUUAAGCUCAGCAGUUAGUGCAUCUGGGUCUACAAGCAGUCAAGGGGAUCAGAGCAACCCAGCCCAGUCACCUUUCUCUCCACAUGCAUCACCCCAUCUCUCCAGCAUCCCUGGAGGGCCCUCACCUUCUCCAGUUGGCUCUCCUGUAGGAAGCAAUCAGUCACGAUCUGGCCCAAUUUCUCCUGCAAGUAUUCCAGGCAGCCAGAUGCCCCCUCAGCCACCUGGAAACCAGUCAGAAUCCAGUUCCCAUCCUGCCUUGAGCCAGUCACCAAUGCCACAAGAAAGAGGUUUUAUGGCAGGCACACAAAGAAAUCCUCAGAUGUCUCAGUAUGGGCCUCAACAGACAGGACCAUCCAUGUCGCCUCAUCCUUCUCCUGGGGGCCAGAUGCAUCCUGGAAUGAGUAGCUUUCAGCAGAGUAAUUCAAGUGGGACCUACGGUCCACAGAUGAGCCAGUAUGGACCACAAGGUAACUACUCCAGACCCCCAACGUAUAGUGGGGUGCCCGGUGCAAGUUACAGUGGCCCAGGGCCCGGGAUGGGUAUCAAUGUCAACAACCAGAUGCAUGGACAAGGGCCAAGCCAGCCAUGUGGUGCUAUGCCCCUGGGACGAAUGCCAUCAGCUGGGAUGCAGAACAGACCAUUUCCUGGAAACAUGAGCAGCGUGACCCCCAGUUCUCCUGGCAUAUCUCAGCAGGGUGGGCCAGGAAUGGGGCCACCAAUGCCUACUGUGAACCGUAAGGCACAGGAGGCUGCUGCAGCUGUGAUGCAGGCUGCUGCAAACUCAGCACAAAGCAGGCAAGGCAGUUUUCCUGGCAUGAACCAGAGUGGACUCAUGGCUUCCAGCUCUCCCUACAGCCAGCCCAUGAACAACAGCUCUGGCCUAAUGAACACACAAGGGCCGACUUAUAGUAUGACACCAGCUAUGGUGAACAGCGCGACAGCAUCUAUGGGUCUUGCAGAUAUGAUGUCUCCUGGUGAAUCCAAGCUGCCCAUGCCUCUCAAAGCAGAUGGCAAAGAAGAAGGCACUCCACAGUCUGAGAGCAAGUCAAAGGAUAGCUACAGCUCUCAGGGUAUUUCUCAGCCCCCAACCCCAGGCAACCUGCCAGUCCCUUCCCCAAUGUCCCCCAGCUCUGCUAGCAUCUCCUCCUUUCAUGGAGAUGAGAGCGAUAGCAUUAGCAGCCCAGGCUGGCCAAAGACUCCAUCAAGCCCUAAGUCCAGCUCAUCCACCACCACAGGGGAGAAGAUCACAAAGGUGUAUGAGCUGGGAAAUGAGCCCGAGAGGAAACUGUGGGUUGACCGAUACUUGACUUUCAUGGAAGAGAGGGGCUCCCCUGUCUCCAGUUUGCCCGCAGUGGGCAAAAAGCCCCUAGACCUGUUCCGACUCUAUGUUUGUGUCAAAGAGAUUGGAGGUUUGGCACAGGUUAAUAAAAACAAGAAGUGGCGUGAGCUGGCAACCAACCUAAAUGUUGGCACUUCAAGCAGCGCAGCAAGCUCCCUGAAAAAGCAGUAUAUUCAGUACCUAUUUGCCUUUGAGUGCAAGAUUGAAAGAGGGGAGGAGCCCCCACCAGAAGUCUUCAGCACAGGGGAUACAAAGAAGCAGCCCAAGCUUCAGCCGCCAUCUCCUGCUAACUCAGGAUCCCUGCAAGGCCCGCAGACGCCGCAGUCAACAGGCAGCAAUUCCAUGGCAGAGGUUCCAGGUGACCUGAAGCCCCCUACCCCAGCUUCCACCCCUCAUGGACAAAUUGCUCCAAUGCAAGGUGGAAGAAGCAGUACAAUCAGUGUGCAUGACCCAUUCUCAGAUGUGAGUGAUUCAUCGUUUCCAAAAAGGAAUUCUAUGACUCCAAAUGCCCCAUACCAACAAGGCAUGAGCAUGCCAGACAUGAUGGGAAGGAUGCCCUAUGAACCCAACAAGGACCCCUUUGGGGGAAUGAGAAAAGUGCCUGGAAGCAGUGAGCCCUUUAUGACUCAAGGACAGAUGCCCAACAGCAGCAUGCAGGACAUGUAUAACCAAAGUCCCUCAGGAGCAAUGUCCAAUCUGGGGAUGGGGCAGAGGCAGCAGUUUCCCUAUGGGGCAAGUUAUGACCGAAGGCAUGAACCUUAUGGGCAGCAGUAUCCAGGCCAAGGUCCUCCUGCAGGACAGCCACCGUAUGGAGCGCACCAGCCUGGCCUGUAUCCACAGCAGCCGGUGAGUGGGCAGAAUUACAAGCGCCACAUGGAUGGCAUGUAUGGGCCUCCAGCCAAGCGACAUGAGGGAGACAUGUACAACAUGCAGUAUGGCAACCAGCAGCAAGAGAUGUAUAACCAGUACGGAAGCUCUUACUCUGGCCCGGACCGAAGGCCCAUGCAGGGACAGUACCCAUAUCCCUAUAAUAGGGAGAGGAUACAGGGCCCAGGCCAGAUGCAGCCCCAUGGAAUCCCACCUCAGAUGAUGGGAGGCCCGAUGCAAUCAUCUUCCAGUGAAGGGCCUCAGCAGAACAUGUGGGCAGCACGCAACGAUAUGCCUUAUCCCUACCAGAACAGACAGGGCCCUGGCGGCCCUGCACAGGCACCCCCUUAUCCAGGGAUGAGCCGCACAGAUGAUAUGAUGGUACCUGAUCAGAGGAUAAAUCAUGAGAGCCAGUGGCCUUCUCAUGUCAGCCAACGCCAGCCUUACAUGUCAUCUUCAGCUUCCAUGCAGCCCAUCACACGCCCACCUCAGACAUCCUACCAGACGCCACCAUCACUGCCAAACCACAUCUCCAGGGCACCCAGCCCAGCUUCCUUCCAGCGCUCCCUGGAAAACCGCAUGUCUCCAAGCAAGUCUCCCUUUCUGCCCACCAUGAAGAUGCCGAAGGUCAUGCCUACUGUCCCCACAUCCCAGGUCACUGGGCCACCCCCUCAGCCACCCCCCAUCAGAAGGGAAAUUACCUUUCCUCCUGGCUCAGUGGAAGCAUCACAGCCAGUCCUGAAACAAAGGCGAAAGAUUACCUCAAAAGAUAUUGUUACUCCUGAGGCAUGGCGUGUGAUGAUGUCCCUUAAGUCAGGUCUUCUGGCUGAAAGCACUUGGGCUUUGGACACUAUCAACAUUCUUCUCUAUGAUGACAGCACUGUCGCUACUUUCAAUCUCUCUCAGUUAUCUGGAUUUCUCGAACUUUUAGUAGAGUACUAUAGAAAAUGCCUGAUUGACAUUUUUGGAAUUCUUAUGGAAUAUGAAGUGGGAGACCCCAGCCAAAAAGCACUUGAUCACAAUGCAGUGAGAAAAGAAGAUAGCCAGUCCUCUGCUGACGAUUCUGGGAAGGAGGAAGAAGACACUGAGUGUCUUGAUGAAGAUGAGGAAGAGGACGAGGACGAGGAAGACCGUGAAAAGACAGAAGCUGAUGCCAAGGGCAUUGCUGCCCUCAGCGCUGCAGAUGCCACUGCAGACCCCAAGGAGAAGCCCAAACAGGCCAGUAAGUUUGACAAGCUACCAAUAAAGAUUGUCAAAAAGAACAACCUAUUUGUUGUUGACCGGUCGGACAAGCUGGGCCGAGUGCAAGAGUUCAACAGCGGGCUUCUACACUGGCAGCUUGGGGGUGGCGACACCACUGAGCACAUCCAGACUCACUUUGAGAGCAAGAUGGAAAUCCCACCUCGCAGACGCCCACCACCCCCUUCUAACUACACGGGUAGAAAGAGAGAGUCAGAAGGCAAAGGUGAUUGCGAAGAGCAGCCAGAGAAAAGCAUCAUAGCCACUAUUGACGAUGUCCUGUCUGCUCGGCCAGGGGCCUUGCCUGAAGACACAAACCCUGGGCCCCAGCCAGAAAGCAGCAAGUUCCCCUUUGGUAUCCAGCAAGCAAAAAGUCACCGGAACAUCAAGCUGCUGGAGGAUGAGCCGAGGAGCCGAGACGAGACGCCCCUGUGCACCAUCGCACACUGGCAGGACUCACUGGCUAAGCGCUGCAUCUGUGUGUCCAACAUCGUGCGGAGCUUAUCUUUCGUGCCUGGCAAUGAUGCCGAGAUGUCCAAACAUCCAGGCUUGGUGCUGAUCCUGGGGAAGCUGAUCCUUCUUCACCAUGAACAUCCAGAGCGGAAACGAGCACCACAGACCUAUGAGAAAGAGGAGGACGAGGACAAGGGGGUGGCCUGCAGCAAAGAUGAGUGGUGGUGGGACUGCCUUGAGGUCUUGCGGGAUAACACACUGGUCACGUUGGCCAACAUCUCCGGGCAGCUAGACUUGUCUGCCUACACAGAAAGCAUCUGCUUGCCAAUUCUGGAUGGCUUGCUGCACUGGAUGGUAUGCCCAUCUGCGGAGGCGCAAGACCCGUUUCCCACCGUGGGACCUAACUCAGUCCUGUCACCUCAGAGACUUGUGCUGGAGACCCUCUGUAAACUCAGUAUCCAGGACAAUAAUGUGGACCUGAUCUUGGCCACACCUCCAUUUAGUCGUCAGGAGAAAUUCUAUGCUACUUUAGUUAGGUACGUUGGGGAUCGCAAAAACCCAGUCUGUCGAGAAAUGUCCAUGGCGCUUUUAUCGAACCUUGCCCAGGGGGAUGCAUUAGCAGCGAGGGCAAUAGCUGUGCAGAAGGGAAGCAUUGGAAACUUGAUAAGCUUCCUGGAGGACGGGGUCACAAUGGCGCAAUACCAGCAGAGCCAGCAUAACCUCAUGCACAUGCAGCCCCCGCCUCUGGAACCACCUAGCGUAGACAUGAUGUGCAGGGCAGCCAAGGCUUUGCUGGCCAUGGCCAGAGUGGACGAGAACCGCUCGGAAUUCCUUUUGCACGAGGGCCGGUUGCUGGAUAUCUCAAUAUCAGCUGUCCUGAACUCUCUGGUUGCAUCUGUCAUCUGUGAUGUACUAUUUCAGAUUGGGCAGUUAUGACAUAAGUGAGAAGGCAAGCAUGUGUGAGUGAAGAUUAGAGGGUCACAUAUAACUGGCUGUUUUCUGUUCUUGUUUAUCCAGCGUAGGAAGAAGGAAAAGAGAAUCUUUGCUCCUCUGCCCCAUUCACUAUUUACCAAUUGGGAAUUAAAAAACAAUUAAUUUGAACAGUUAUGAAAUUAAUAUUUGCUGUCUGUGUGUAUAAGUACAUCCUUUUGGGGUUUUUCUAUUUUUUUUAACCAAAGUUGCUGUCUAGUGCAUUCAAGUCACUUUUUGUUUUUCAUGGAUUUCUUUUUAAUGUUACUUUCCAUGUUGUAUUGCAUUUUGGGGAAGCAAAUUGAUUUUAAAGAAAAAAGUUUGACAAAAAUACUAAGAUGGGAGAAUUUCACCACACUGAGGCAAAAGGUGAAAAGUUACCAAUUUUCUGUGCUUUUUAUUCUUCAGAGAAUUAAAAAAACUGCAAUCCAUCAUCCAAAGCUCUGUGCAAUAGAAACUUCUAGAGCAAUUAGGGGCUCAAGGAGGUAUGUCAGUCAGUAAUCAGAACUAUGAAUGAUACUGGUUUCUCCGCAGGAAAAUGGUCAUAUUAGGCUAGGAGCAAAACCAUCCCUGACAGUGAUCAGUAGAAACUGCUUCCUCACCACUACCACCGUGUCUGCUGUCUGUCGUUUGGCCUCCACAUGACAGUUCUUCACAAUUCCUUUAAUCAUUUUUUAAAUAUUUUUUUUACUGCCUAUGGGCUGUGAUGUAUAUAGAAGUUGUACAUUAAACAUACCCUCAUCUUUUUCUUCUUUUUUUUUUUUUUUUUUUUUUUUUUAGUACGAAGUUUUUAGUUUCUUUUUCAUGAUGUGGUAACUACGAAGUGAUAGUAGAUUUAAAUAAUUUUUUAUUUUUAUUUUAUAUAUUUUUUCAUUAGGGCCAUAUCUCCCAAAAAAGAAAGAAAAAUACAAAAAACAAAAACAAAAACAAAAAAAAAAAACAAAAAAAAGAGGGUAAUGUACAAGUUUCUGUAUGUAUAAAGUCAUGCUCUAUUUUGGGAGAGCAGCUGAUCCCAAUUUGCUUCAUGAAUCAAGGUGUGGAAAUGGUUGCAUAUGGAUUGAUUUAGAAAAUGGUUACUAAUACAGACAAAAAAAGAAAGAAAAAAUACAGCUAAAAGGAAGAAACACAACUUCAAAGAUUUUUCAGUGAUGAGAAUCCACAUUUGUAUUUCAAGAUAAUGUAGUUUAAAAAACAAGAAAAAAACUUGAUGUAAAUUCCUCCUUUUCCUCUGGCUUAAUGAAUAUCAUUUAUUCAGUAUAAAAUCUUUAUAUGUUCCACAUGUUAAGAAUAAAUGUACAUUAAAUCUUGUUAAGCACUGUGAUGGGUGUUCUUGAAUACUGUUCUAGUUUCCUUGAAGUGGUUUUCAUAGUAACCAAGUUAUCUACAAGAAACGGGAAAUACAGCAGCAUCCUCACAUUAUAAAACCCUAAGGUUAGAAGUGACCUUUCAGGGUUACCUACUUUAGAGUGGGGAGCAACAGUUUGAUUUUCUCAAAUUAUUUAGCUAAUUAGUCUUUCUUUGAAGCAAAUAACUCUUAAGGACAUUGAGGUAUGAUAAUUUCCAGUAAAAAUGGGAGGUAACUGCCAACCCACUUGAGGUGAGAUCUCCAAAGCUGACUGGGCCUGAAAAUGUAACAUUCUGCCUUUUACUAAUGUCAUCUGAAUUUUAAUCAAAGAUCAAGCUAUCCAUGUUUCUUCUGUGUGCCUCAAAGUUAUUUUGCAUUUAGUUUACUCACCGUGUAUAAUACUUAUAUUGUGCAAUGUUAAAAAGAGUUGUUAUAUUGUAUGUGGUGUACAUAGUGCAAAGUGAUUAUUUCUAUUUCAGGACAUAUUAUUCUCAUAUUCCUUCCUACCUGAUGCACAGUAGGUUUUUAAUACUCGUCAACGCUAACAUAAGUUUUCUCUUUCUGGGUCAUUGACUGUUAUUCUGUAACAAUCAAUUUCUUUGAAACUGCUGCAUAAUUAUGCUGUUAGUGGACUCCUUUCUUAUUCUGAUUCUACCUCUCUCAUCCCUCUUUUAGUCUCAGCAAUUCCCAACCCUCUGCCACACCUACUAUCUUGGUUCACAUUGCUCACGGUAAUAUAUGGAAGAGCUAGACAAGAACAUGCAGUUAUAAUCAGUACAAGAUGUGACUCUCUAGUGUCACAAGAAAAAAAUAAUUUUUCCUGCAAGCAGUCUUACUAUCUGUCAGUUCCCAUUUCACUUAAUCAAACAGUUGUCUUAGAUGACAACAUAGCCAUAUAUAUUGUAUUAAAUACCCAUUUAUAAUUACACUUUAAAUACAUCUGCUUGCUGGGAACAAUUUUUAGUGCUCCAAGCUUAAAACAGAGAUUUGUAAGAGGGACUCAAAAUUUUUCUGAUUUCUCUCUUACAGAAUAUGAAUAAAAGUUACACACAAACUUUGAAAUUAUAUAAUGUCCCAAUCAUUUUGUCAACCAGAAUAGUAAAAUCCUUGCAAAAGAAUGUUGGUGUCGUGCUUUGAGCUGUAGCCAGUGCUCAGAGCUGCCCACUGGGCAGCACAUGGUCAUCUGCUGAUGCCGCACAGUCUCUAGGCUCCUCCAGGAAGGCACUAGCGUCCUCUCUCCACUCUCACUCCAACAUCAAGACUUACAGAAGCCACGAAGAAUUUACAUCCUGCUUGAGAUCAUCUUGCCUAUAAACCAAGUUAUUGCUUUGUCCUAAAAAUUAGUUGUUUUUCUUUUCUAUGAGGCUUUUCAGAAAUUUACAGGAUGCCCAUACUUUAAAUGUGUACCCAAAAAAAAAAAAAAAUGAUAAAAAUAAAGGUGCAAAGAAAGUUUAGUAUUUUGGAA